UCUCUCUUCGCGGCGGCAGCAGCAGUCUUUAGGCAGAGAAUGUCUCUGACUUAAUGAUUGUUUACUGAUCUUAGUCCCUUUCAGGUCUGCGGUUGCGGACAACUUGGUACGACUGUGUUGUACAGCGAAGAUGUGGAGUUACAGAAGCCAUGGCCUUAUACGAUCAAGGGCAAGCCACAGUGACAGACCAGGGAGAAGGGAAAAGAACUGGCCUUUUUUUAAAGCGCUGGAGACAUCACGCGAGGACAGUGUACAAAGCUCGAGCUCUAUCAGUUUUGCGGAUAACUCUCCAGCUCAGUUAGCGUCUUUGUCGAGGUGGACGCUGACGUGGGUGGAAGAUCGGACUCCACGUCUGGGCAGUGUCGUGGCCUCAUUGCCAUCCUUUCGUCCGGGAGGCUGGAAGUCAGUGUAGUGGGAAAGCCAGGCCUUAUUUGGAGCUCGUGAAAGUGAGGUUGGUCGCUUACAAGGAAGAACAGGGACCCAGGCAACUCAAGGAAAUCUCAUUGGAGCUUACUGGAUCGUCAUGGGAUGAAACAGGCGUAUUUACUUCCGGUGAUCCCUGCGACUUUACAUGGUGCUUUGGAGGUUAAGGGAGAGCGGGAGUGCUCGCAGUCGGGAUCCGAUCAAGCUCUCCAAAUCAUCCGGGGAUUCCAGCCUCUGGCACCGUGUCACGAGAUGCAGCGGUAGAUGGUAGUAGCACCUGGAAGGCCGAUGCAACUGGUGGUGAUCGUCCAGUUGCUAAUGUCCAAUGGACAAGACGCGGCUGCAAAGCGUCGAUGCUGCGUUGUGAGGCCUCCUCCCCGGUGUCCCCGGAGGCUGGAGAUGGAACAAGGGAGCUCCUCGCGGUGGGCUUUCCGGGUGCGUGCUACGAUCAAGCCUUUUGCGUCUCAUGCGACCGAGACCAUCGGCUCGGUUGCUUUCGACAGCUCCAACGAGUUGAUGGCAACGGGGGGUAUUGCUAGGAAGAUCAGAGUCUACGACAUCUCGGCGAUCCUGGACUCCGAGGAGAAACAGCAGCAGGAUCAGGCUGCUGAUGAAGACGAUGAAGAUGGUCUCGAAGACGAAGACGAAGAGGGCCGCUUCGUGAGCUCUCGCCGGCGUGCUCGCAACACUUUCGACACGGACAGGAGCUCUCUGUCUGUCAUCUGCGCGCCGUCGAGGCUGAGCAGCUUGCAGUGGCGGCCGGGAAAGACAGGGACGAUCACAUGCGGCGACUACGACGGGGUAGUGACAGAAUGGAGUGUGGAAAGACAAAUCCCGCUUGUGGAAAGAGACGAGCACGGCGGCCGGCACGUCUGGAGCGUCGACUACGCGACAGGCAUGUCGGACGUGUGUGUGUCGGCCUCGGACGACGGCACGGCUCGGGUGUGGCAAGGCGGCAUGGAAAGGUCAGCUCUCACAAUUCGGGCACCCGACUCAAAGCCGUUUUGCUGUGCAGAGUUUGAUCCUCUCUCGAGCACGCUGCUCGCGCUCGCCUGCGCCGACGGCAAAGUUUACGUGCACGACUUGCGAAGGCCCGAGUGCCCGGUGUGGACGCUGGCUCACCACCGCCGGGCCGCGAGCUAUGCACGGUUUCUAGACAGGGAAAGGCUGGUGACCGCGUCCGUGGAUAGCACUAUUUGCGUGUGGGACUUGGCGGCUCCUCCGGCUCCGCGGGUGGUGGAGAGCUUUAGUCAGCACCAAAACGUGAGGAACUUUGUGGGGCUCUCGGUGUGGAGGAAGGGAGAGAUGGUGGCGUGUGGAUCCGAGACGAACCAGGCAUACGUCUAUCAGGUCGGGAGCGGUGGCGGCGGCGGUGGUGGCGGUGAUCAAAGCUUUGUUUUGAGGCACCAGUUCUCCUCCAGUUCUUGGAGUUCUUCCACGGAUUCCUCCUCCGCGCGGAGGAACUCGAGCUUGGCGAGCGCGGUUUGCUGGAUGGAAGAUUGCUCGUGUACUCUCGCGGCUGCGAACUCGGAGGGAGUGCUGCAAAUCUUGUCUGGGGAGUUUGGUGGUGUUUAGAAGAUCCUCUUCAUUCAAAGGCCUUUACCUUUAAAAUUUUCAAACAUUCACAACUCGUUUCUAACUGCAA
Molecule: messenger RNA, 2068 nt
Organism: Selaginella moellendorffii
Lineage: Eukaryota; Viridiplantae; Streptophyta; Lycopodiopsida; Selaginellales; Selaginellaceae
Product: WD repeat-containing protein RUP2
Exons: 1
Coding region: 688-1998 (436 amino acids)
Biological process (GO): response to UV-B
Molecular function (GO): protein binding
Source: RefSeq, a predicted model, not a curated record